AGGAUCCCCACCAUCUCCAUAGGCGUCGCCUACGACAUCAACAACCAGCCCAUCUCCGUCAACACGUUCGGCUCCGUCCUGCCGGACGUCAACAGCGAGGUGGACCUCAACACCACCUCGGAGACGGACGUGGAGGACCGGAAGAAGUACGAGCCGAACAUCCUGGAGAGGGCCCUCGAGCACACCCUCUGCUACAACCCGAGGCGGCGCGCGAAG
This is a messenger RNA of Lymnaea stagnalis (great pond snail), 216 nucleotides long. The record is from the annotation of a GenBank genome assembly. NCBI's taxonomy places the organism in Eukaryota, Metazoa, Mollusca, Gastropoda, Lymnaeidae.